UUUUAAACCUUGCAUAUAUGUAUACUUUGAUUUUAUAGUUUUUCUCCACAUACAUCGGUGUCAUUGGCUUAUCCGAAGGUCAUAGGAGCUUCAAGAUUCGUGCAUGAUUAGAUUACACCAAUACCCACUCAUAUAGUAACAAAUGUGUACAUGUGCACUUCAAUUCGGUCGUAUUGGCCGAAUCUGGCCUCCCCGUCCCCGAUGAGCACAACGAGAUCGACCCGUCAUGUACAACCCCUGCGCAACGAUGCAAUUGUCAUCUCCUUGAGCGCGAGGCCUAGGAACGAGCGUUGAACUGUUGCCCGAUCCUCUAGUUCUGUCCACGUUCUAGACUUUCAUGUGUGAUUUGAUUUCAUGUUUGCUUAUGUGGUUUGGUUCUUUAUAUAUGUAGAUUUUCAAAAAUGUAGAUUUUCCAGAUCUGCAUGUGUGAAUCUUAUGGAUUUGAUUGGGUAUACCUAUAGAAAUAUGACUUUAAUUAUAUUCGAAUUGUGAAAAUGAAUCAUGAAGAUGAUAUUGUUGGUAAGAUUUAUUCCUAUUUUUUUCUAUCUUUGCGCUCGUUUUCCUUGAUGGGAUAUGGCCAUCUUGGGAACUGACGUUGCCAACGUCCGUGAAUAAGGCUAUAACAUAGAAAUGUUUCUUCAAGAAAUAGGCUUGGGCUUGCAAAUAAAACAUCACUGUAAUGCUGGGAUGUUUUGUAUAAAAUGUUGACGAAUCUCAAAAAGUACGUUGGGCGGCCAAGAUAAGCUCGAGACGCCCACAUAUAUAUAUGUAGACUUUGAUAUCAUGGUGGCCGGUGUCACUGGCUUAUCCAAACGGCACAUGAGCUUCAAGAUUCAUGCAUAGUUAUUUUACAUCAACGCCUUCUCAUAUAGCAAUCAACAUGUACAUGUUCACUUAUUCUGUCGUGCUGGACAAAUCUGGCCUCCCCGUCCCUGAGGAACCCGACGAGAUCGACCAAUCAUGCACCACCCUCGAAAACCUAGAACACCUUUUCCUCCUCACUUUCUCAGCCUACGCCGCCUGACCUUGACAUCCCGCGCAACGAUACCGUCGUCGCCAUCUCCGCGAGUGCGAGGCCUUGGAACGACUGUUUUGAUUCCAUAUUUGUAGAAUAGCAAAAAUAAACAAAAUUCAUCGUAGUGGAUCCAUGCGGUCAGGAAAAACUGGUAAUCUAUUCCUUAAAAAAAAUCUUGGAGAUUAUGUAAUGCUUAUGUGGUUUGGCUUUUUUCUGUAGGUUUCCAAAAACGAUUGUGCUAAUUCUCUGUAAACUGAGAUUUAGGUUACAGCUCAGUAGAAUCUGCAGCCCUUAAAUCGCGCAAAGGUUUGUGCGCCAUCUUCUACCUUGAGCACAUCGAGCGGGAGGAGGGAGGGGGCGGGGAAACGUCCUCUGAGCCAGAGCCAGUGACGGCGUGGCUGGCCGCGUCAGAGAUGGCGACGGUGAGGAUGGAGUGCGGGGUGCCAGCACCGAAGAAGAAGGUGGCGGGGCUUAGAGGGAUGGCCGAGGUGGCGGUGGACCGGCGGAGGGGGGAGCUUGGGGCAGGACAAGACGGUGAGGUGCACAACAGCGCGCCGGCCACAGGCGGGGUGGACAGCGGUAUAGCCGGCGGUGGCUACAGGGAGGCCGGAGGUGGAGAAGAAGGUCGAUUUACUGAGCCCUAGACAGACCCUUCCAAAAAUGUAUGGAUCAUGUACGAAUCUUCCGAUUUGCUUGUGUAAAUCUUGUAGAUUUCGCAUCUGUGGAUCUUCAAGAUUUGCUUGUAUACACCUAUAGAGAUAUGGCUUUAAUUUUAAUUGUGUAGGAAUUGGGAAACUGAAUCUUAAACACCAUAUUAUUCGCAAGAUUUGGUCCGGAUUUUUUUCUAUCUUUUCGCUCAUCUUCCUUGAUGAGAUAUGGCGAUCUUCGGUACUGCCAUUGCCAAACGUCCGUUUCUGAAUCUCCACCCCCCUCCGUCCAGACCCUUGGGUUCAAGCCACUAUUAAUACGGCCAGCGCCCAGCGCCGUCCAGCACAUCACUCUGCUAGCUAGUAGCGAUGGCAUCCUUCACCAUUGCCGCUGCGACUGCUCUGCUUUUCUGCCUCCUGGCCGCCGAUGGCUGCUGCGCCAAGAACAGCAACAAGACCCACCAUGCCCCUCCUUCUCCGGGCACCAGUCCUCCCGCGCCCGUUUCGAGUGCCAACGCCACGGAUGCCGACACGGGCGGCUGGCUGGACGCCAGGGCCACCUGGUACGGCGCGCCCACCGGCGCCGGUCCAGACGACAACGGCGGCGCCUGCGGGUUCAAGAACGUCAACCUGCCACCCUUCUCCGCCAUGACAUCCUGUGGCAACGAGCCGCUCUUCAAGGACGGCAAGGGAUGCGGCUCAUGCUACCAGAUACGGUGCGUGGCCCAGAACCACCCGGCGUGCUCCGGUGUGCCCGAGACGGUGAUCAUCACGGACAUGAACUACUUCCCGGUCUCCCGCUACCACUUCGACCUCAGCGGAACCGCCUUCGGCGCCAUGGCGCUGCCUGGCCGGAACGACCAGCUCCGCCAUGCCGGCAUCAUCGACAUGCAGUUCAAGAGGGUUCCGUGCCUGUACCCGGGCCUCACAGUGACGUUCCACGUGGAGGACGGGUCGAACCCAUACUACAUAGCGAUCCUGGUGGAGUACGAGGACGGCGAUGGAGACGCGGUGCAAGUGGACAUCAUGGAUUCGCGAGAUGGCAUGACAUCGACGGGGGAGUGGGUGCCGAUGAAAGAGUCGUGGGGUUCCAUCUGGAGAGUGGACACGCCGCGCGCCAUGCAGGGGCCCUUCUCGCUGCGCAUCACCAACGAGUCCGGAAAGACGCUCGUCGCUGACAAAGUCAUUCCCGCAGACUGGAAGCCCAAUGCCAUCUACCGCUCCGUCAUCCAGUUCAACUGAUUAUUUAAGUAACCGAUCAAAGAUAUGUACUACUUCCUCUGUUCAUUAAUAUAAAACGUUUU
Messenger RNA from Lolium perenne, 2966 nucleotides. RefSeq names its product expansin-B3. The record is from RefSeq and is a predicted model, not a curated record. Gene Ontology annotation, biological process: sexual reproduction. Gene Ontology annotation, cellular component: extracellular region. NCBI's taxonomy places the organism in Eukaryota, Viridiplantae, Streptophyta, Magnoliopsida, Poales, Poaceae.